CAGAGCGGGGAACGGGGGAAGAAGAGUCCAUAGAGGGCAAAGCUCUCUCUCCUUCAACUUCAAUUACAGUCAACCAACCUGCAACGGAUACCGCCACCGCCACCGCCAUCGCCAUCGCCGCUUCAACCUCUCAGGGAACAAUUCCGGCACCAGAUCUGAGUUCUAUCACCGGGAAUGGCUUCUAAUGAAGUCAAUUCACGCUUGAACCAACUUAUUAUCCCUGCACUAGAGAAGAUUAUCAAGAAUGGAUCAUGGAGAAAACACUCCAAGCUCGUCCAUGAGUGUAAAUCUGUGAUUCAUCGUUUAUCCUCUCCAGACAAGUCGACUCCUAGCUCACCGGACAGACAAUUAGACUAUGACGCUUCAUCUCUUCCCGGAAUUAUCCACGACGGAGGUCCCGUCGAGUAUUCCAUUGCCGAUUCGGAGUUCGUUAUUAGUCCUAUCAUUAAGGCAUGUUCUUCUGGAACUCUCAAGAUCGCCGAUCCAGCUCUUGAUUGCAUACAGAAACUGAUUGCUCAUGGCUAUCUCCGUGGUGAAGUGGACACAUCAGGAGGUCCUGAAGCAAAGUUACUGUCGAAGCUCAUUGAAUCUGUGUGUAAAUGCCACGAGUUAGGCGAUGAGGCAAUUGAAUUGCUGGUGCUCAAGACUCUUUUGUCCUCUGUUACUUCGGUUUCCCUGCGAAUGCAUGGGGAUUGCUUGCUACUCGCGGUGCGGACCUGCUACGAUAUAUAUUUAGGGAGUAAGUCUGAGGUUAAUCAAACGACGGCUAAAGCAUCGCUAAUUCAGAUGCUUCUCAUUGUUUUCCGAAGAAUGGAAGCCGAUUCCUUAACUGUGCCAGUACAGCCAAUUGUUGUUGCAGAGCUGAUAGAUCUGCCAGAGAAGACUGAUGGGGAUGGAUCAACCACAAUGUUCGUACAGGGAUUUAUCACUAAGAUAAUGCAGGAUAUUGAUGGAGUUUUGAAUCCAUCUACGCCUGGGAAAUCAGGGACAUGGGUACAUGAUGGAGCUUUUGAAACGAGAGCGACUGUGGCGUCAACAAAUCCGGCUGAUUUGUUAGAUUCAACUGAUAAAGAUAUGUUGGAUGCAAAGUACUGGGAAAUUAGCAUGUACAAGACAGCCUUGGAGGGGAGGAAGGGGGAAUUGGCAGAUGUAGAGGUUGAGAGGGAUGAUGAUAUGGAGGUUCAAAUUGGGAAUAAGUUGAGAAGGGAUGCAUUUUUGGUGUUUCGAGCACUUUGUAAACUGUCAAUGAAGACGCCUCCAAAGGAGGCAUUGGCUGAUCCACAACUAAUGCGUGGGAAGAUUGUAGCAUUGGAGUUGCUUAAGAUUUUGCUGGAGAAUGCCGGGGAUAUCUUCAGGACUAGUGAGAGGUUUCUAGGUGCUAUCAAGCAAUACUUGUGUUUGUCCUUGUUGAAGAACAGUGCUUCAUCUCUGAUGAUUGUCUUCCAGCUUUCCUGUUCCAUUUUCUUUAGUUUGGUGUUACGAUUUAGGGCUGGAUUGAAGGCUGAGAUUGGAGUAUUCUUCCCUAUGAUUGUCCUAAGAGUUCUUGAAAAUGUUGCUCAACCUAAUUUUCAGCAGAAGAUGAUAGUCCUUCGGUUUAUUGAGAAGCUGUGUGUUGAUUCGCAGAUCUUGGUGGAUAUUUUCCUCAAUUAUGAUUGUGAUGUUAACUCAUCUAAUAUAUUUGAAAGAAUGGUCAAUGGUCUUCUGAAGACUGCUCAAGGUGUUCCUGCUGGUACUGUCACUACGAUGUUGCCUCCUCAAGAACAGACCAUGAAACUUGAUGCUAUGAAGUGCUUAGUUACUAUUUUGAAAUCAAUGGGUGACUGGAUGAACAAGCAAUUAAGGAUCCAAGAUCCUCGUUCUUCAAGAAAUUCUGAAGAAGCCGAAAUAAAUCCUGAUUCAAGAGCUGUUUCCUUGGCUAAUGGAAAUGUGGAGGAGGUUGCUGAAGGACCUGAUUCGCAAUCUGAAGCUGCAAGCGAAGCUUCAGAUGUGUCAACAAUUGAGCAACGUCGAGCAUACAAGCUUGAACUUCAGGAAGGUAUAUCUCUUUUCAAUCGGAAACCUAAAAAAGGUAUUGAGUUCUUGAUAAGUGCAAAUAAAGUUGGAAGCUCUGCUGAAGAAAUUGCAUCUUUCCUUAAAGAUGCAACUGGGUUAAACAAGAGUUUAAUUGGCGACUAUUUAGGGGAAAGAGAGGAACUACCUCUGAAAGUAAUGCAUGCAUAUGUGGACUCUUUUUCUUUACAAGGGUUGGAGUUUGAUGAGGCUAUUAGGACUUUCCUACAGGGCUUCAGGUUGCCUGGUGAGGCACAAAAGAUUGACCGCAUCAUGGAGAAGUUCGCUGAACGAUAUUGCAAAUGUAAUCCAAAAGCUUUCAUUAGUGCAGACACAGCAUAUGUACUUGCUUACUCUGUGAUAAUGCUCAAUACUGAUGCACACAACCCUAUGGUAAAAAACAAGAUGUCAGCUGAAGACUUUAUAAAGAAUAAUCGAGGCAUAGAUGAUGGGAAAGAUCUACCUGAAGAGUAUUUGAGAUUGUUGUUUGACCGAAUAUCCAGGAAUGAGAUUAAAAUGAAGGAACAUGAGUUAGCUCCUCAACAAAUGCAAUCUGUAAUCUCUAACAAAAUUCUAGGUUUGGAUAGUAUAUUGAACAUCGUGAUCAGUAAACGAGGGGAAGAAAAAGAUAUGGAGACUAGUGAUGAUCUCAUGAGGCACGUGCAAGAACAAUUUAAAGAAAAGGCUCGGAAAUCUGAGUCAGUAUAUUAUGCAGCAUCUGAUGUUGUGAUCCUCAAAUUCAUGAUUGAGGUUUGUUGGGCUCCAAUGUUGGCUGCAUUCAGUGUUCCUCUUGAUCAGAGUGAUGACGAGGUAGUGAUAGCUCACUGUCUUGAAGGGUUCCGUUAUGGAAUCCAUGUUACAGCAGUCAUGUCCAUGAAGACUCAUCGAGAUGCCUUUGUGACUUCUCUAGCAAAGUUUACUUCACUUCACUCUCCGGCAGAUAUCAAACAGAAAAAUAUAGAUGUUAUAAAGGCAAUAAUAACCUUAGCAGAUGAAGAGGGUAACUAUUUACAGGAAGCUUGGGAGCAUAUUCUGACAUGUGUUUCUAGAUUUGAACAUUUACAUCUAUUGGGAGAGGGUACCCCACCAGAUGCUACAUUCUUUGCAGUUCAUCAGAAGGAGUUUGAUAAAUCAACCCAAUCCAAGUCCAAUAUCCUUCCUGUCUUAAAGAACAAAGGACCUGGAAAGAUUCAAUAUGCAGCUAAUGUGGUUAGAAGGGGUUCAUAUGAUAGUGCUAGUAUAGGAGGCAAUGCUUCAGCUGGCAUUACAUCAGAACAGAUGCAUAAUUUGGUUUCGAACUUAAAUAUGUUAGAACAAGUGGGUGAAAUGAGCCGAAUAUUCAUCAGGAGUCAAAAUCUGAACAGCGAGGCAAUAGUUGACUUCGCCAAAGCUCUUUGCAAGGUUUCCAUGGAAGAAUUGCGGUCUACAUCAGAUCCCCGAGUUUUCAGCCUUACUAAAAUAGUAGAGUUUGCGCACUACAACAUGAACCGAAUAAGGCUUGUUUGGUCGAGAAUCUUUCAUGUUCUCUCACACUUUUUUGUUACAAUUGGCUGUUCUGAGAACCUUUCAAUUGCAAUAUUUGCAAUGGACUUGUUACGCCAGCUAUCCAUGAAAUUCUUGGAUAGAGAAGAAUUGGCCAACUAUAAUUUUCAGAAUGAGUUCAUGAAGCCAUUUGUGAUUGUCAUGCGAAAGAGUAAUGCUGUUGAGAUCCGUGAAUUGAUCGUCAGAUGUGUUUCUCAGAUGGUCCUCUCACGGGUUAAUAAUGUCAAGUCAGGCUGGAAGAGCAUGUUUAUGGUAUUUACAACAGCAGCAUAUGAUGAUCGAAAGAACAUUGUUCUGUUGGCAUUUGAAAUUACUGAGAAGAUUGUGAGAGACUAUUUCCCUUAUAUCACGGAAACUGAAACUACUACUUUUACGGACUGUGUGAAUUGCUUGAUCGCAUUCACCAACAACAGAUUCAAUAAAGAUAUUAGCUUAAAUGCUAUUGGUUUUCUCCGGUUUUGUGCUGCAAAACUUGCUGAAGGAGAUCUUGGCUCAUCUUCACCUCAAACAAGAAAAGACAAAAAAGAGGAAAAUGGUCAACUGUCAGUAAAGGAUGAUCAUCUCUAUUUCUGGUUCCCCUUAUUGGCUGGGUUGUCCGAACUUAGUUUUGAUCCAAGAUCUGAAAUCAGAGAAAGUGCUCUCCAUGUGCUUUUCGACACAUUACGCAAACAUGGUCAUCAUUUUUCUCUACCUUUAUGGGAAAGGGUGUUUGAUUCGGUCUUAUUCCCUAUAUUUGAUUAUGUACGUCAUGCAAUUGUUCCUUCCGGUGGGAACUCAUCCGAACAUCAGAUCAUCAAUGGUGAUAAUGGCGAGCUUGACCAUGAUUCAUGGCUUUAUGAGACUUGUACAUUGGCCCUCCAAUUAGUCGUAGAUCUUUUCGUUAAGUUCUACGACACUGUAAAUCCGCUAUUAAAGAAAGUACUCAUGUUACUAGUGAGCUUCAUUGAACGUCCUCAUCAAAAUCUAGCUGGUAUUGGAAUUGCUGCAUUUGUUCGAUUGAUGAGCAAUUCAGGUGAUCUUUUCUCCGAUGAGAAGUGGCUGGAAGUGGUUACGUCGCUAAAAGAAGCGGCUAAAGUAACACUGCCUGAUUUCUCUUUCGUUAUGGAUAUAGAUGGUAAGCAGAUCUCAGGUAGUGAAGAACAACUGACUAGAGAGGGUGAAGAAGCCUCUGGUCCCGAAAUUUCGGAUGACAGUUCUGAGAAUUCGGGAAGGAAUGGGUUCCAUGUUACUCUAUCUGAUGCCAAGUGCAGAGCUGCAGUUCAGCUUUUGUUGAUACAGGCUAUAAUGGAGAUCUACAACAUGUUCAGACAUAAUCUUUCAUCUAAGAAUACUGUAAUCCUAUUAGAAGCUAUCCAUACCGUGGCCAUACACGCUCACAAAAUCAACAGCGACUCUACAUUAAGAGUAAAACUACAUUUACUAGGUCCCGCCACACAACUACAAGACCCUCCAUUACUUCGCCUCGAAAACGAAUCCUAUCAAAUUUGCCUCACAUUACUUCAAAACCUUACAAUAGACAGACCUCCUCCAACUUACAACGAGGCCGAAGUCGAGUCUUACCUUGUGGAUAUCUGUCAAGAGGUCUUGCAAUUCUACAUUGACGUUGCAGCAGAAAAGCCUCUUGGUAAACAGCUUAACUGGUCUAUUCCUAUAAGCUCAAAUAAGAGGAGAGAAUUGGCUGCUCGUGGUCCUCUUCUCGUUUCGACUCUCCAAACUGUAUCUUGUCUGAAUGAUUCAUCGUUUGAGAAGCAGUUACCUCUCUUCUUCCCACUUAUGUCGGUAUUGAUUCGUUGCGAACAUGGUUCGAGUGAAGUUCAGAUAGCACUUAGCCAGAUGCUCAGCUUAUCUGUGGGUCCUGUUUUGCUCCGAUCAUGUUAAAAAAAGGUAUAUUUUCUUGAGCAUUUGUUUUCGGUAUUCUCAUAUACGAUAUAUAUAGUCUGUCUAGGAGUGGGUAAUAAUGAUGUUUGUUUGUUGUGAUUUUUGUUUCAUAAGGUUUGAUUAGUAUUUUAUCUUUGUAACCUUGAUAAUCUUUCAAAGGAAUUCUUUUGUGCAAUAUAUAACUAGUCAGGUCUUAUGAGGCAAAUGUUGGCCCUUUUAAUCUUUUGAGGGAGGAAAGUUCAGUGACAAUUGGAUUUUAGACUAUAUGGUUUAUUAUAUUGAGCUCUCAUAUUCUAUUUUUA
Molecule: messenger RNA, 5771 nt
Organism: Impatiens glandulifera
Lineage: Eukaryota; Viridiplantae; Streptophyta; Magnoliopsida; Ericales; Balsaminaceae
Product: brefeldin A-inhibited guanine nucleotide-exchange protein 2-like
Exons: 11
Coding region: 175-5469 (1764 amino acids)
Biological process (GO): regulation of ARF protein signal transduction
Cellular component (GO): trans-Golgi network
Molecular function (GO): guanyl-nucleotide exchange factor activity
Source: RefSeq, a predicted model, not a curated record